CUCACCCGGCGUGAACGACGGCGGCUAAGCUACAUGGUGCUCGGAGUCGGCAGCUGCACUUGCAAUUUCCACAGAAGGACGCAUUAAUUCCUCUCAUCGUUGAGCCGGGCGGUACCACCAUGGCUCUCUAUGAAUAUGUCACUCAGGAGCAGCUUGCGGGCUUCGACAAAUACAAGUACAGUGCAGUGGACACAAAUCCCUUGUCCGUCUACGUUAUGCAUCCUUUCUGGAACUUUGUGGUGAAGUUCAUACCGACAUGGUUGGCUCCAAACCUCAUUACAUUCACGGGCUUUAUGUUCCUUGUGCUGAACUUCCUCAUGUUGGCCUUCUUCGACUUUGACUUCACUGCCUCAUCUGCAGGACAUGAACAUGUGCCUAGCUGGGUCUGGGUUGCUGCAGGGAUCUUCAACUUCUUAGCCUAUACACUCGAUGGCGUUGACGGUAAACAGGCGCGCCGCACCAACUCCUCGACGCCGCUCGGGGAGCUUUUCGACCACGGGCUGGACAGCUGGGCGUGCAUCUUCUUCGUGGCCACCGUCUACUCCAUAUUUGGGCGGGGGGAGAGCGGCGUGAGCGUGGCCACGCUCUAUUACAUACUGUGGGUGGUGCUGUUCUCCUUCAUCCUGUCCCACUGGGAGAAGUACAACACUGGAAUCUUGUUCCUGCCCUGGGGAUAUGACAUCAGUCAAGUGACAAUCUCUCUUGUUUACCUGGUCACCGCUGUGGUGGGCGUGGAAACGUGGUACCAGCCGGUUCUGUGGCGCCUCCUCUACAGAGACCUCUUCACCUUCAUGAUCAUCGCCUGCUCGUUCACUGUGACGUUACCCAUGAGUCUCUACAACGUCCUCAAGGGUUACCGGAGUAACACUCUGAAGCACAGCAGUCUGUACGAAGCGUUCCUGCCGUUCCUGUCUCCCGUCCUCCUCUUCGUGUUGGCCACCACCUGGGUGGUGUACUCUCCCUCCAACAUCGUGGAGCUGCAGCCCCGGACGUACUACCUCAUGGUUGGAACAGCUUUCGCCAACGUCACCUGUAAGCUGAUUGUGUGUCAGAUGAGCAACACGCGCUGCCAGCCGCUGAGCUGGCUGCUGCUGCCAUUGGCCGCGGUGGUGCUGGUGGCCCUGACGGGGGUCUUCCCCAGCGAGACGCUACUGCUCUAUCUGUGGACGGCCGCCGUUAUACUAGCACACAUCCACUACGGGAUAUCCGUGGUACAGCAGCUUAGCAACCACUUCAACAUCUUCGCCUUCUCCCUGAAGAAGCCCAACCUUGACUGACAGGAGGAGGAGCGAAUCGGCUUGACAGAAGCAGAGGUUUAGGCUACUCCUCUCUUCGGCUUACCAACACUUCUCUCGUCACCACGGAAACCACAUCCCCUCCCUUCUUCCACCCACGAGCAUCCGCAAGUGGAGUCGACUGUGCCCCCUUUUGUGCACGCACACACACACACACACACACACACACACACACACACACACACACACACAUUCCCAAAGCAAACUCCGGUCUGGACGACGGGGGGUGGGCUUUCAGGGGCUCUGGCUUUCGUCACUGGUGAUUGGCUGAUUUGGUUGAGCCAACGAGGUGCAAUUGUUUCCUACGGAAAUGUGCUUCCGUCGUGAGGACAGGAACCCAGACGAGCCAUGAAAGGACGAACACUCGUGUACAUUUCUACUUUUAUCUUUGUGAGGGCCCUUUUUCUGUCGCAUUCAGGAUAUAUUUAUCCCAAGUAAAAAAGCUUGACCUUUAACCAAGUCUAAUUUUAGCCUGACCCCCUAAAACAUUAAAAAAAAAAAACAAAAAAAAAAAAGUUUUAACCUUACAACAGCAUCUCUUGUUCUUGUUCUUGUUCAGGAUUUACCAAAAUGCCUCAGCACCUAAGGUCCAAAACUCGUUUAUGUCCUCACAAAGGUGGACGUACACCGUAACUGACACGUACAAUAAUAGAAACACAUGCAUUGUUCUACCUUUUAUGCAUAAUAUAUAUAUAUAUACAGUAUAUAUAAUAUAUUGUGGCAGAUAUUUUAAUACAACCUAAGCCACGGACGUGAACGCCCUCACAUAUUAUUAAGAAUGUAUAUGAUGACUUGAGGAAAUGCCAUUUCCCGUUUGAAUCGUAUGAACAGGGACGCCUCGAGUAGUGUCGUUGCAGACUUGGCCAAACCUGGGGACCUGGCCACACCCGGCCGGCACGAUUACAGCACGAUUACAGCUGCUUCCAGUGGUUAAGGGUUCAGUCAAUCUUUUUUUUUUUGUUUUUUUUCUUUCUCAAUUAUUAGAUGAUUUGCUGUUGGAAAUCUGAUUUCUAUUUAUAGCCACUCACAUAUACUGUAAGCGUUAAAGAGGUUUGCGGCAUUUUUGUUUUCAUAAUGAAAUGAAACUUUUAAAAAAAUCGACAAAAAAAACAACCUCCCGUGAAACAUUGUAUACAUUUCUUUCCAACUAUUUGUACAUUGUCCUCAGUGGUGACAUCUGUCAGGAGCAGAGUUGAUUAUUGACUAACUUGGGGUGCAAGAAUUGAUCAGGGUAACCUCUACUAACCUUUCACUUUUACCUCUGUCUGAGCACUGGCCUCCCGGUUCUCCCGACCCUCCGAAGUGUUGUGUUUUCAUGCUGAUUCGUUAUUUUUAAAUGUCUUUAUAUAUGUAUGUGUGUGUGUAUGUGUGUAUAUACAAUAUACACAUCUACACACACACAUAUAUAUGUAUAUAUCUGUUUUUGGUGUGUUUUUGUUUGCCGUCAAGGCGAUGGUGUGAGGUUAAGUUGUGCAGCGCUUGAAUGAAGAGUGCGUCCUAAAACCGUUACUGGAGCGGACUCACUCUGAGGGAACAAGCCUCCGCAGCGGACAUUGCAAGAGCUACGACACCGCUUGCCGUCUUACAGAUAUCAUCUCACCUUUUUAUAACUGUGUCACAGAACUUGUCUCGUUGCAUUUUCAUCCGUCUCAGAAAAAACCCCAUCGGUCUGAGUGAUUCGGUCGUGGUGAAAGAAGAGCGUCCCAAAAACGAGGCCAACAAUCUUGACGCCUCUCAUUUGAAACGUCGAGUUUGGUGGAGAUAUCUUUUCUCCUGCAUAACCUUGACUCGUUGCCCUCAUCCAGGGUAAAAAAAGAGGACCUCUUCUGUGUAUGUGUGAGUGCAUUUUCCCGCCUCACUUCACUUCAACAUCAGAACGUGUGCGAGUGCAGCUUGGGGGUUGAUGUUCGUCGGUUACCUGGCUGAUUCUGAUCGACCGGUCACUAAUAACUGACUUGCGGUAAAAUCUCAUGGUGCUUGAUUUAAGAGUUGCAUAGGAAACAUUAUGCAGAUGAAAUCCUCAUCUUUAUUUUACAGGUUUACAAAUCCAGAUGUUUUUGUAAAUAAGUUACAGAGAGGCAUUGAACUCAGACUGCCGGUACAAUGUUGCAGUAAUGAACAAAAAGAUCAGUGACUGCUAUCACAGCAGCUGUGCAGCCCAUUACGGUUUGCAGUGCACUCCUACUGCAAUUAUAACAUUUGUAUAUUAUAGUCUAAACUGAAGAAAUAAGGCUUUUAUUAUAAUUUCUUUCUCUCUAAACAAAGUCCCACAUGUUUGACUUUGGACACUGAAGAUUGUUGGAACGUGGAACCAACUGUGAUCCUGCAGGUGGAACUGUGAAGUGUGUUUGUGGUGGGUUUAAGCACCGUCUAGAUCUCUACAGCUCCAUGUGCACGUGUCAAUUCAAAGUUUGAGUGAAUACGCUGCAUGUCGAAUGUCUGUAAAUAUGUACUAUUCAUUUUAAUUUAAUUUUAUUUUUAAACUAUGUGUGGGAUUGUUGUCUUGUCGGCAAAUUUCUCCUGACUUGGAAAAUGUUAUUUUUGGUGCGACGCCAAUCAGCACUGUAAUAUUCUAACCCAUCUACGCUGCAGCUUUUACAUCUGUCGAUGUAGUGCUCUUUUUGUUUGUUCGUUUGUUUGUUCCUCCUUCUUAUAACUGUUGGAAUUUUGACUUUUUGCUGCUUUUCUGUCUGAUUUAAAAUGAGCUGCAGCUCUUUUCUGUGUAACCACUUGGAAAAGGAGUCCCGAGCUCCGGGUGUGAAGAGCUGCAGGUUGCAAAACAGUAAAAGAAGUGCUAAAUGCAGUGCAGGAGUUCAUGUCAGUGGUUGCCUGAGAGGAAAGAAAAGUGCCAUUCAAUGAAACGGUUUGUCGUGCAGCUGGCAGAUGAAAUCACGUGUUUUUCCGGAAAAACAAUUGUCUUUUUCUUUUUUUUUUACGUUACUUUCUGGGAUGUUUUUUUUCUUUGUGUCUUCCUUACUUUUAAGGAACAAGAGUCUUAAUCCCCCCCCUUCUCCACCUCGACUGUAACAUUGAAUUAGAUGUUGUGUAAUGCUGCUCUGGCAAACACUCCGGGGCUUUGGUGUGGCUAUAUGUGGCGUAUUUAACCAAUGAAAGAAAGGACAGUCCAGAAACAAAUAAAAGUGAAUUUUCUUAAACA
Cololabis saira (Pacific saury) is the source of this 4452-nucleotide messenger RNA. It is a transcript of the gene selenoi, whose product is annotated as selenoprotein I. Gene Ontology annotation, cellular component: endoplasmic reticulum membrane; Golgi apparatus. Gene Ontology annotation, molecular function: ethanolaminephosphotransferase activity. Gene Ontology annotation, biological process: phosphatidylethanolamine biosynthetic process. Lineage: Eukaryota; Metazoa; Chordata; Actinopteri; Beloniformes; Belonidae. The record is from RefSeq and is a predicted model, not a curated record.